Molecule: messenger RNA, 329 nt
Organism: Acanthoscelides obtectus
Lineage: Eukaryota; Metazoa; Arthropoda; Insecta; Coleoptera; Chrysomelidae
Source: the annotation of a GenBank genome assembly
AGCAUAAAUGAAUGUCGUUACUCUCACACUUUCUAGUACCCUAACUACCCGUGUUAACUACGAUUGAGUUUUGAAAAAUCACUUGCAAUGAGGCUGACGUUCCACAUUCUAAUUAUCUUCGCUCUUUUCUUGUUGUCCAGAAGUUCACCGGUGUCAUUGGACGAUCUACCAAAUGGUCUGAUGAGUGCUGAUGCAUCAAGGAUUCGCCACAGAGCAUUGGAUGCUGAGGGUACGAAACAUCAUGAUGGAGCCAACUGCAAAGGAGGAAAAAAGGGUUGAAACUUAUUAGUUUUUUAUCGUUAUGACUGAAAAUAAAGUUUUUUCAACUG